This is a messenger RNA of Geodia barretti, 1188 nucleotides long. NCBI's taxonomy places the organism in Eukaryota, Metazoa, Porifera, Demospongiae, Tetractinellida, Geodiidae. The record is from the annotation of a GenBank genome assembly.
AUGAGCCCGGAAAUCCGCGGCAUCUCCAUCCUGGGAGCGACGGGUUCGAUCGGUUCCACGACCCUCGAGGUGGUGGACCGGUUUCCCGAGCGGCUUCGGGUUGCCGGGCUCGCCGCCGGCCGCUCGACGGAGCGGUUGGCAUCCCUGUGCGAGCGCUAUCGGCCGGACCUGGUGGCGCUCAGUGGUGAGGAAGAGGCGGAAAAAUUCGAGGGCGCCUAUCGGUGCCGGCUGCCGGGCCUGGAAAUUGAGGGUGGACCCUCGGCCCUUGAGCGGGUAGCCACCCUCCCGGAUGCGGGAUUCGUCAUGUCGGCUAUCGUGGGCGCGGCCGGGCUUCGGCCGACGCUGGCCGCGCUCCGGAGUGGGAAGGUGGUGGGUCUCGCCAACAAGGAAUCCCUGGUGGCCGCGGGGGCCGUGAUGACCCGCGCCGCCGCAACGUCCGGGGCGCGGCUCAUCCCCGUGGAUAGCGAGCACGCGGCGAUUCACCAGUGCCUCGCCGACCGGUACGAUCCCGUCCGCCGCAUCUGGCUGACGGCUUCCGGUGGUCCGUUCCGGACCGCCUCGAGCCUCGAGAUCGCCGAAGCGACUCCGGAAACCGCGCUCCGUCAUCCGACGUGGCGGAUGGGGCCCAAGAUCACCAUCGAUUCCGCCACCAUGAUGAACAAGGGCCUUGAGAUGAUCGAGGCUCGCUGGCUCUUCAAUCAGCCGCCGGAGUCAAUUCGGGUAGUCGUGCAUCCGCAGUCCGUCGUGCACUCCAUGGUCGAGUUCGAGGACGGUUCGAUCCUCGCCCAGCUCGGGGUUACCCACAUGCGCACGCCGGUGCAAUAUGCGCUUACCUGGCCCGAGCGCCUUCCGACCGGCCUCGCCCCACUGCCGCUCGAUCAGCCACUCGAUCUCCGCUUUGAACCUCCCGACCCGGAUCGCUUUCCGUGCCUCCGCCUCGCCGCCGAGGCGCUGGCUGCGGGAGGUGACGCGCCCGCGGUAUUGAACGCGGCGAACGAGGCCGCGGUGGAGGCUUUUCUGGACCGCCGGCUUUCGUUUCCCGGGAUCCCCGCGGUCGUCGCGGAGACGCUGGCCGCGCGUUCGCCGACAGAACCGAACGACCUCGAAGGAGUCGCCCGGGCCGAUGCCUGGGCACGCGCUUUCGCCCGGGAACUCAUCGCCGAUCGGGCGCUGGCGGCUACCGGUUAG